This is a messenger RNA of Fusarium mangiferae, 819 nucleotides long. RefSeq lists its product as uncharacterized. The record is from RefSeq and is a predicted model, not a curated record. The transcript has 2 exons. Gene Ontology annotation, molecular function: catalytic activity. Lineage: Eukaryota; Fungi; Ascomycota; Sordariomycetes; Hypocreales; Nectriaceae. The coding region runs from base 1 to 819 and encodes 272 amino acids.
AUGCCCGACGACUUCUCCAUUUUCACCUCUAUGAGGUACGACGCUAGACUUGCACAGCUGAAAAGUCGAGGAUGCGCUGGCGAGGGCUGGAACUCUGAGAACAACUCCCCUCUGUACAUGCUUGACUUUCAUCGCGAUCGGCUCCUCAAGGCAGCGACACAUUGGGGCUGGCAGUCCGCAGCAGACCAAAUAUCCGGUGACGAUGGGCUGUCAUAUCUGGCUCAACUCAUUGCAAGCGCUGUAGGGCCAUCUCAUCCAACACCUUUGAAACUUAAAAUAGUCGUGUCUCAUCAAGGCGACAUCAGAAUCGAGCACUCCAGCACACCCGAGGUUCCCAUACACAACCUCUUGCCAGCUCGGCUUCCAGACCCAUUUCGUCCUUCGCUGGAAAGCGAACCACAGAAGGUUUCUGCCUAUACGGUUCUCUUGGAUCAGGCUUCAACGACGAGGUCCGAGUAUACUCAUUUUAAAACUACAAAGAGGGCCAUGUACGACGCAGCCCGACAGCGUGCUGGCAUUAGUUAUGCAGACCCCGUAGAGGUCUUGAUCGUAAGCCAAGACGACGGUUCUGUGAUGGAAGGGACAUUUACUACGCCAUAUUUCUGGAGGGCCGGCCGUUGGGUUACACCACCUGUUGCAACCCAGUUCAGCUGGGAGGAAGGGAAUGGCGGCCAAGAUGGAACCUCGAGACGUUGGGCAUUGGAACGAGGACUCGCUUCAGAGCAAGUUAUCGAUUCCAAAUCUUUGAUCCAUGGCGAAGAAUGUUGGAUUAGCAACGGUGUCAGAGGAUUCAUUCCGGCCACCAUUCGGCUCUUUUGA